Molecule: messenger RNA, 3207 nt
Organism: Hemiscyllium ocellatum (epaulette shark)
Lineage: Eukaryota; Metazoa; Chordata; Chondrichthyes; Orectolobiformes; Hemiscylliidae
Gene: faap100
Product: FA core complex associated protein 100
Exons: 9
Coding region: 1-2727 (908 amino acids)
Biological process (GO): interstrand cross-link repair
Cellular component (GO): Fanconi anaemia nuclear complex; nucleoplasm
Source: RefSeq, a predicted model, not a curated record
AUGGCGGGAUGUCGGGCCAAAGCUGUCAGCUACCUGGACCCCGUGAAGCUGGGCCCGGGGCUCGCCAGUGGAGGUGUGCGGCUGCUGGGCUCUCCGGGCCGCCCGUGCGUGUGGAGCCGAUCGGAGUUUGUCUUCGUUUAUCAGAGGGACAGCGGCUUGUUACAGAUUGUGUACAGGUUCCCCAGCUCUGUAUGGCAUGUGGAAGUGGACAGUAGACAUGAGCAGUUGUUUGUGCUAUGUGCUGGAAGUGGAAUAUACAACAUAUCAUUGAACCAUAGCCUCGUAGAAGAGACAGAAGCUGGGGAAUCGCUUCUUGCUGCUUCCCAGUCGGAAUGUAACCGUGGGAGCAGUAUGCCUCGUGUCUGUGCUAUCAGUGCUGAGGGAUGCAUCAUCAGGGAUCCUGCCAUCUCCUCCUUCAUUGUGUCAGAUGACAUCAUUGUUACAGUGAUAAAGGAGGCUCAGAAAUGGAGGGUGACCUUCCUCAGACUCCCACCUGCAGGCUGCGAGCUUCAGUCAUGCAGAAAAAUUGAAGACAUAGACUUUGCUUUUCAUCCCAAUUUUCCAACUUGUGAAAAAUCACUCAAAACGACUUCCCAACCAGUGUUACGUUGCAUUUACCCUCAGCCAGUGAAGGAUUCUGAGAAGCAAUUGAGGAACGAUGAUCACAUGUCUCUUGAGCCAUCGCUUUUUAGCCUGCUCUUUAGUGUGGAUGCGAACAUGCUGAAUUCUCCCAUCAUCCUCUUUGGAUUGCCAGAUGGCCAACUUUGCUUUGUGCCAAUCAAAUGCAUGAGCUCUGAGGUCAGAGGUCACGCAUCACGAAUAACAGUGCUGCACCAUCUCGAACAGCCAGUAGUUUUUAUUGGGGCUGUGUCAAUAAACCAGUAUGGGAGUAAUGAUCCUGGACACCAGUCACAAUCGGACAAGCCGUUGAUUCCUGAUGGUGUUGUGGUAAUCGGGAAAGGUGGCAAAAUAGUGAUUAUCAAAGCCAGCCUUCAAAUGGAGAUAUGGUUUCCCAACUUCAUUGAGUAUCACGUUCGAGGGCCGGUCAUCAGUGCCUGUUGCUGUGCUAGUACCCUUUACUACAGCACUAGCUGGGAUUUCUUCAGCAUUGAGUUUGUCCAAAGAAAAACAUCCUGUGAAGUGUCUGGGAGGACAGCAGAUGAGAGGAAUAGCCAAUCAGAUGGUAUUUUGCCAUCCAUCCUUACACCCGUUAGUCUGAACAUCUGUGGAAUUGUUGCUGUUUCCACCCCAUCAUUGACACCCAAUGGUGACCUCAACUUUGUAGCACUGACUGCGAAAGGCAAGGUGAUGACGUGUACUUUACCUUCCAGUUCAAGUGCAGCCAAAAGCAUGAACUUCAAAGCACCUAGCGCAGGGCAACGCAUUAAGGAUCUCCUCGCUGGGAUUGGCAGUGUCACUGACAGAAUCACAUCCCUGAAGCAUGUCAUGCAGCAAAAAGACAAAGCUUUAAAGGGGCUGAACCAGGACUUCAACAUAUGCUGUGGGCUGCUAUCCAGUCAGGAAGAUCAGGAGAAGGGAACGGUGUCUUCGAAACAACUAAUCAGCUGUUGUGUCACUGCAAAGUGGAACCGCUUACUGCUGCAGGAUUCACUAGUUGUUUCUUGCAUUUUGGAGAACUUCAGUGAUUGGCCACUGGAACACAAGUGGUCUCUUUGUGUCAAGGUUAUUAAGCAGACAUCUGCUUUGACCAAAAGCUCGGACAGCACAGCCUUUACUUACAAUUUUCCCAUCACUGAACUUGCACCUGGAAAGAAGAUGGAGGUCACUGUCCCUUUGAACUCUGCGAGUGAUGAUUUUAUUGCAUUUCCUGUGUCGAUUCACUGCUUUCUUUAUUAUAACUUGAACAGUAUUUUGACAGGAAAUAUCAAUGAAUGCCCCUUCCCUCACAGUUCCUUGCUGGCUCCUGGAUGUUCUGAUAAUAAUGGAAUUUGUUUGCCUUUAAACACUCACGUGAUUGAUUUGUUAGAUUGCCUGCACAUUAAUGGAGGAGGAGCAGCUGAAGUGGUACCAGCUCUGAACAUCAACCGCAAAUCCAGAAUAUCAGACCCGUUAAAAAUAUUUCUGCAGUCCUUGAUGUGCUUUGAAGCUGACAACGUUAAAGACAGUGAAAAGUUAAAAGGUUCUUUCAGUGUUCUGGCUAGUGAGAGUACUGCUAAAGAACCUUUCUCAGCUUCCAUCAAGUUGUCACAUGAACUGCUGAAGGCUGUUCUGAAAGAUUUGGGCACAGGAAAUGGUGCAAUGAAUGGAUCUGAUGUCCUUCAGUGGCUGUUCUCUGGCAAUCCUGAGGUGGCAACAGUAAGGAUGCAGCCUCUACCAAUGGUGCACUGUAUUGCACCGGACGCCAGCAGGGUCCGGAUACUCUCAAAGCAGGUUGCCAUUGCCGAUUUCUUUGUUGAUGGACCACUCACUGUCAUGGAAAUUGUGAUGGAAUGUUCUUCGCUAACCACGCUUUGUUUCUUGCAUCAGGCAAUUACACGGCGUGUCCAGAUGCUGUUGGAGCAGAGUUCUCCCAGCAGUGACUCAUUGCCUGGCUUUCGAGUACAGUGUCUAAGACGGCUGAUACACAAUGCUGAGGGCCUGCUUAAAGAGGUGCGGUCGUUGCGCGACCAGUUGUGUGUUGGGGUGGAAAUCAAUAUGAGCGAUACUGUGGCCAAACUUCUGCAGCUAUACGGGCAGCUGAGGAACACUGAUUUGGUUAUCGUAUAACAACUGGAACUGUUCAAACUACCCGAUCUUCUGAUUGUGAGACAAGAAUUCUGGUCUUGAGCCAACCGGACACUGUGUAAUUACAUAAAUGUAGUAAUUGCAGCCCCCUUGGCCAAAGAGCUGGGGUAGUUUGCUUAAGCAGAGUCACUGUACUCUGAAAAUAAUUUGUAAUGGAAAGCACUUUGUCGCAUCAUUGAAACAUCACCGUGUUGUAUAAAAACACAAGAAAUGACAUUGAUGGUCACAGUGAAAUAAUGGAUCAGUGGCAGGUUGGAGGAUGUGGACUGAUGUGUUUCUGCGAUACUUGUGGUCUUUGUACCAUUUGCAUGAAUCUCAUUGUUAAACAAGAGCUUGCAAUUCCUGAUAUUUCACUGUGAUAAAUGGCUCAACAAUGUAAAUGGUAUUGUUGCCACAGACAUGUGAGAGUUAAUAUGGGAAACUGCUUUUAUCAGAUGGGAGAUACAUAAAUGUAACUUGAUA